This is a messenger RNA of Penaeus monodon (black tiger shrimp), 322 nucleotides long. RefSeq lists its product as uncharacterized. Lineage: Eukaryota; Metazoa; Arthropoda; Malacostraca; Decapoda; Penaeidae. The record is from RefSeq and is a predicted model, not a curated record.
AUGACGACGGAGAAUGUCAUCAUUCAUCCAACAGGGUAUGACUGGGUAUGUGGAUAUGGCACUAUGCGAAGCACGGUGUCAAUACGUCAAAUGAAGAGACGACCUAGCCAGCUGAGAUCAGCGUCCCGGAUGUCCUCCUCGACUCAAAUGACCUUGCAAAGUUCCGCUUCACCUACGAGGAAAAUCACCUUAGUUGGAGAGAACGGCACGAACCUCAACCUCUCGGACGAAUCCCUGAACGCGCAAUCGCCGCUCCCGAUGAGAGAUGAUUCGGACGAUGAGGGGGCCAUCGAGAUCAACUUUAAGCGAAGGGACGAAAACG